Molecule: messenger RNA, 404 nt
Organism: Pelobates cultripes (western spadefoot toad)
Lineage: Eukaryota; Metazoa; Chordata; Amphibia; Anura; Pelobatidae
Source: the annotation of a GenBank genome assembly
AUAGCAGCCCUGUUGGAGCAGAACAAGGCCAGUCCAACACCAGAACUAGCAACCAAAAUACACAAAUUGCUCACAUCACCGGAGCAGAUGGGACCAAACGACUAGGCCUCCAGGAGAUUAGCGAUACUUUUGCCCAAUUCUACUCCAAGCUUUAUAACUUGAAAGAUGACCCUAAUAUUCACAACCCCACUGACUUGGAAAUACGCUCAUUCUUCGAAGACAUUGACCUCCCACAAAUUAAACAAACACAACUAGACGACCUGCUCAGACCCAUCUCGUUACAAGAGAUAGAAGAUCUUAGGGGUGCUAGGCAGGGUGGCCUAUUGAUAGUUUUAGACACUGAAAAGGAGUUUGACCACAUUGGCUGGCCCUUCCUGAGAGGGGCUCUGGGGUCCCCUGAGUAA